This is a messenger RNA of Epinephelus moara (kelp grouper), 1978 nucleotides long. RefSeq names its product leucine rich repeat containing 31 (gene lrrc31). Lineage: Eukaryota; Metazoa; Chordata; Actinopteri; Perciformes; Serranidae. The transcript has 10 exons. The coding region runs from base 261 to 1973 and encodes 570 amino acids. Gene Ontology annotation, molecular function: protein binding. The record is from RefSeq and is a predicted model, not a curated record.
CAGAGCAGCACAAAGUGAAGAUGAAGAAGAGAUUUUUAUUCGCUGUAGCUAUGAUUUAGUUUAUGUUAUAUCUUAACUGAGAUAUUUAGUAGGUUUUUAUUUUGUCUCUCCAUGUUCAGACAAUUCCAGACAAACUGACCGUGAACGCAUCACCGUGACGGAUGACUGAGUAAAAACACUGCACUUUGUCCCAUCUGUUUUAUUUUCAUUUUUUCUUGAAAUUCGCUUUUGUUUCGGAGCUCAGCUCUUCAAACUCGCACAUGGAGUCCGCAGAUGGUCAGCGGGGGCGGUACAGUGGCAGUCAGAGACGUUCCCCUUUCGACCUCAUCAUGAACCAGAUCCGCAGGAAGCGCACAGCCUCAGACAGGAAGCCGCUGGGACGCUUCCUGUCUCGAGACCGGACAGGGAUCCCUGAGGAUGGAGAGGUGGAGGAGAAAGGACAGAGCUCAGGUGUUGCUGAGGCAGCAGAGAGUGAGUGUGACGUCGGCUGGGGUCGAGUGGGUGCGUUCCUGCAGCGGUUGGGGAAGAAAGCCGACAGCAGGAGCCUCAGUCUGGCUCACUGUGACCUCACUGCUACAGACCUGCUGGAGCUAGCAACGCUGCUCCAGUUUCUCCCCCAGCUGGAGGAGAUGGACAUCUCCUGGAACGAGCUGAUUGGCGGAUGUCUGAGAGCGCUGACCUCUCACCUCCAGCAUGUUAGCAGGGUGAGAGUGCUGAGGCUCUGCAGCUGCAGGCUGAACGCUGAUGAUGUUGCUGCACUGGGUGAAGCUCUUGGUUCCAUCCCUCUCUUGGAGAUCCUUGAUUUGUCCUGGAACAGUGGCAUUGGGGGCGGCACUUUGCAAGGCCUGCUGGGUAAACUUCACCCACCACUGAGGGAGCUCCACCUGGUGGCCUGCCAGCUCACUGAGGCUGAUGCUGCUGUACUGGGAGGAAUGGUGUCUGCUCUCCCCAGACUCUGUGUGUUGGAUGUCUCCUGUAAUCCUCAGCUCACACAGGAAGUCAAUGCCGACGGCUUCAGAGAGCUGGCCUCCUCUCUCUCUCACGCCACCUCCCUCACCACACUGCGACUGCAGGCCUGCGGUCUGACUGCAGACAGCCUCGAUGCUCUCGGUGGUUCGCUCCACUGCCUCCCCUCAGUGCGAGAGUUGGACCUGUCCUGUAACAAAAGUCUAACCGGAGGGCUGGACCGCCUCACCCUCCACCUGGCUCACCUCACACACCUGGAGAGCCUCGACCUCCAUCUCUGCUGUCUCACACACACUGACCUGGAGGCCCUGAUCCAGGUGCUUCCCUCUCUGACGGCACUGAUGGAGCUUGAUGUGUCGUCCAAUAAGGAGGCAGGGAGCGUGGUCCACCCGCUGGUCUCCGCCCUCCCUCUGACACAGAUGAGGCGUCUGCCACUCAACAGCUGCAGCCUCAACCAGGAGUCCUUUACUGCUCUGGCUCUGGCCAUGCCGUACCUGCGCAGUGUGGAUGUGUCCUGGUGUAUAGUGGUUGGUGGUCAUUUAGCGUUGCUCCUGGAUGCUUUGCAGCCGUCUGUCAUCCUGGAGCUCCGCCUCAGCAGCUGUGAGCUCACCACUGAUGACCUGCAUCACCUAGCUGCAGUGUGCAGACGUGGCUGCCUGUCCUCUCUGCGGGUGUUGGAUCUGUCCUACAACGGCUUGGUGGGAGAUGAUGGCUGGUCCGCCCUGUUUGCUGCAGGAGGCCUGGGCUCACUGGAGGACAUCGACCUCAGCUUACGACCAUCGACCUUCGCUCCCUGUGCAGCCUGGCUGCCGGCGCUGCUCUGUGCCUUGCCUCGGCUUUCUGCGCUGACUCACUUGGCGGUGCAGCGGUGGACUAUCGGCUCUCGGGACAGAAAGCAGCUGGACCACUGCUUGAGGAAGAGGAGCGUCCUGCUGGAGUGGGAUCCACCAAGUAAAGACACAACGGCAUCAUUUAAGGCGACCAAUCAGGAGAGUCCUGAGGAGUAGGGAUU